Molecule: messenger RNA, 2715 nt
Organism: Notodromas monacha
Lineage: Eukaryota; Metazoa; Arthropoda; Ostracoda; Podocopida; Cyprididae
Source: the annotation of a GenBank genome assembly
GUGAACCGGAGGAGGAAUUAUCCCGGAGAUUUGAGAAUUCGCGACGAGCAUCAAAGGCUUGAUUUCUUUUGUGGAAAUGAUCGAAUAUUCAGCAGGAAAGGAAUCACCUACUUGUGGCACUAUACUUCGCCGGAUCUUGCUACAGCGAAUUUUCGGCCAAAGGAUUUCCUCUAAUCUUCAAAAUACCCAACCCGGUGCUGCCAUCAUGAAGGAUGAUGGUCGUCAAGGAUUACCAUUUCAGAGCGUGAUUUUCAAACCACCAGGGAACGGUGAAUGGCAAAUCGAAAUCAGCCGUGAUUCUCUGAUCAAAGGGUCAGGCUAUUUCGAAAGUAUGUUCUCUGAAAACUGGAAACAGGCUGUCAAUAAUUUCCCACGUGAUGCCGACACAAAUUCCCUUGUUAUCAGUGUCGAAGAUGUUGAUCGCCGUUGCGUAGAAGCUGCCAAAAGGUUCCUAGAAACCGAAGAUGCCCAGAUUUCAUCAGUAUCAGUCGGCUUGGGCACUCUAUACUUCGCUCUAAGAUACUCGAUGACUUCCCUGUGCCAACACUGCGUGCAGUACCUCUCCAAAAGCGAGCUGCUGGAUAAUUCGACAGUGAUUCACAUCCUCGACGUCGUUUUGCGCUGUUGCCCGCACAGCAAAUUCUUGGCGACGCUUCCGCUGGACCUCCAACCCUCCGCUCCUCCAGCUGACGACCAGAACGAGAAUUGCCCGCUGAUCGGCGCGCACAAUUUUGCACGUGCAGAAGGGCUUCAGCUGAAAGAGCUGAAGAGAAUGUGCGACGGGCUCGUGGAGAAAUGCGUCAAGUUCGUGGAGGGUAACACUGUGAACGUGAUGCGUGGCGACAUCUGGGAGGAGGCGAGUGUGGAAACGGUGGAACUGCUUCUGGGCAUUGAUCGGACAACUGCUCCUAACGAGUUGUUCUUUUUCGAAGCCGCUGUUUCCUGGGCAACUUAUUGGUGCAAGGAAAAGAACGUCGAGAUCACGCCGCACAAUUUGCGAGAUCUCCUUCCAAAUGAGGUUUUGUUUUCCGUCCGGUUUCUGACGAUGAAUCGUGACGAUUUCAUAAAAGCCGCGCAGCAGGUUGAAUUCUCCGUUGCGGAAUCUUCGUUCAUCGUCGACACGAUUUUGCGAAAACAACAAAAUGUGGAAAUGCCUUCCCAGUUGGUGCCCAGAUUGUCGAGAAUGAUCAGUCCUCGAAUUUUUGUGAGCACUAAUCCAUGUGAAUUCGUUCAAAUCAUGGAACCUAAGGGACGCGACGAAAUCAGCGAUGAAACCAAGAGGAUGUUGAAGAAGAACAAGAACAAGAAACCAGGAAAGUGCCUCACGUGUGUGGUUGAAUGCUUGGCGUUCUUUUUUGAAUGAGUGAGAAGUUUUAUCCACUGGAUAAUUAUAAAAAAAAAACGCAACCAAUUGUCCUUAAUUGAAAAUAUCGCAUAGUUCAUGUACGGUAUUCAGCAACGAUUUUUGGUGCAUCAUUAGAUUUUUGUUUUGUUUUUAAAUGCAGUAAAGCUUUUGAAUUCGUUGAAAUGGUUUAAUUUCUGCGAGAUUUUUUGUUCUGAGAUCUUUUUUGUUGUUGUUUUGUUUCACUCAGGGGGGAAAGUGAUCCGAAUGUUCGUUGCUGAAGAAUUUUUUAAAGUUUUUGCAAGUUGAUUUGGAACGAGAUCGGUUCACCAAUCACAUUUGGAAAAGAAAAUAAUGUAAAGCUGUAUAUUUCUGACUUCCUGAGUCUUCGACGGAAAGUCAUGUGAGGUUGGUUCCAAAUCAGUCAGAGACGGCAUUUUUUUUUCUGUGAAAAUGCUGAUUGCUUCCGAAUUUUUGGUUAAAUUUGCUUUGAAGUAUAUCUCGCUGCUGUGGAAGACGUGUCAUGUGAAAGACAUAUUUUUGUUGGGGUUCGGAUUAAAGAGCGCGUAUAUGCACGAUGAAGGGUUUGCAGAUUAAUUGUGGUGAUGGUUCAAUAUCCGGUUAAGUGGUGGUGGCUUUUAAAAGAACAAACUGUAGUAAAAAUUGUUACCCAAUUUGUCAUUAUCUGUGAUUGCGAGUCAGCGUAGAUCAUCAUUGAAAUUCCGCUGAGACUUUUUUUUUUCUUUGCGGGUUCCUUUUUCGAAUGCUUUCAAGCCUCAAAUGUGAGCAUGAGAACAUUUUUUUCAUCUGAUAACGCAAAAUGUGCGAUUUGUUCUGGUUAGUGUUGAAUUUAUUGUUUCCUUGUAUUCUGCUGGUUGGCGAGUGUCCAAAUCAUGAGAAGGGACCGAAAAAAAAACUUUGUUCUUCAUUGCAACAUUAUUUGCUUUUGGGAUUGCUGAUUGAGCAGCAUUCGAUCAGUCGAUUGAUUGCGAUCAAGUAGGCCGACCUCGUCAGUGCAAUAUACUUUUGCUCUCUUGCUUUCCACUAUCGUUGUGGUCUAUCGGGAAGAUUUCUGACGUUCUUCUUGUUGUAUCCAUUUCUUAACGAGUUAUUGUCCAGCUCUGAUUUCUGUUUCACAAUUUUUUAAUCUUGAAUGUGGGAAAUGUUUUUUUUGAUGUGAGGAAGUGUUUGUCGGAGAGAGCAGGAUGAUGAAACCCCGGUGUUAGCUUCAAAUGACGUGGAUUGUUCGCAUUGCUCAGUGCCAACCACUUUUUGCGAAGCUUCGAUGUCUGCGAUUUUUCUUGCGUGUAGUGCAUGCGUAGAAAAUAAUGGGCUACAAAAUCGAGACGAAUUAAAGUCCUUUUGAAAUGUUU